Acaulospora colombiana is the source of this 1269-nucleotide messenger RNA. The record is from the annotation of a GenBank genome assembly. NCBI's taxonomy places the organism in Eukaryota, Fungi, Glomeromycota, Glomeromycetes, Diversisporales, Acaulosporaceae.
GCAGUAUCUUGAGGAAAGGUCAAAAGUUUUCGACCCGAAAUAUUCGAGCUCGAAUAAAGACCUUUUGACAUUCGUGGAUCCAGAAGUAUAUCGAGACUUGAGAAUUAAUAGUGAUGAGGAGUUUGAUGUUCAAAAGAAUAAAACAAAUAUAAUUAUGGAAUUUUUCACGCUAUUGGCAGUCUGUCAUACGGUCGUGGUAGAAGAGGUCCCCAGCGGUGGGGAGAAUACACAAGACGCCACGGCUAGUGGUGGUAGUGAUAGGGGUGAUGUAUCUGUGACAGGUCCAUCAGAGACAACGAGCUUUGUGAAUAUGUCACAAACGGAUGUGGAAAGGAAUCCGGAAAUCAAUCAUUCCGUCAUAGAUUUAGCCGUGGAAAAGAUUAAGAAUUCGCUCAAGGAUAUCAUUCCAACACUUAAAAGUAUAAAUUCGGUUCCCAAUUUAAGAAAGUCGUCUACGAAUAGUCAGACCAAUCUUGCACCUGUUGAUAAAACUGUUGUUCGUAACAUUGUAUACAAGGCCGAAUCUCCGGAUGAGUCGGCUUUGGUGUCGGCGGCUAAGAAUCUGGGAUUCACAUUUCUCUCGCGAAACACCGAUUUGAUGACCAUCGACAUUUUUGGGAACGAAUAUACUUUUGAAAUUUUAAACAUUUUGGAGUUCAAUUCGACCAGGAAAAGGAUGAGCGUAGUAACACGUCGUCCUGCGGAGUUGGGCGGUGGCAUCGUUCUGUUUUGCAAAGGAGCCGAUAAUGUGAUUAUUGAACGGCUAGCGGAAGGCCAGGACGUGAUGGUUGAAAGAACAAUGAAUGACAUUGUCGAAUUUUCUAACGAUGGUCUGAGAACGUUGACUUUGGCGUAUCGAGUUUUAAGUGAAACCCAAUACAAUACAUGGUCCGUAAAAUAUCAAGUUGCUGCAACUUCUGUGAACGAUCGUUCAAAUAAGAUAGACGCAGUCUCUGAUGAAAUCGAAAGAGAGCUGAUUCUCUUGGGUGCUACUGCCAUUGAAGAUAAACUUCAGGAGGGUGUCCCAGCUAGCAUCUCAUCACUUCGAGAAGGAGGAUGCAAGGUAUGGGUUUUGACUGGCGACAACUUGGAGACCGCCCUAAACAUUCGAUUCGCGGCUCAACUCUUGACAAAGGAAAUGACGCUUCAUAUCGUGAGGGGUUCGAAUAAAACCAAUGCGAUGAAAGAACUGAGCGAUAUCGAAGCAUUAUUGAAGACAAAAGAGAUGAAUGAUGGAGAGGAUCAUGCAUUCGUUGUGGAUGGCGCAGG